This is a messenger RNA of Lachancea sp. 'fantastica', 1290 nucleotides long. The record is from the annotation of a GenBank genome assembly. NCBI's taxonomy places the organism in Eukaryota, Fungi, Ascomycota, Saccharomycetes, Saccharomycetales, Saccharomycetaceae.
AUGGAAGAGACACCUGUGGUCAUAGACAAUGGCUCCUAUGAGAUCAAGUUUGGUCUUGCCAACCAAGACGAGCCUCACAGGGCCUUAAACUGUAUCGCAAGAGACAAGUAUGGUAAUUUUCACCUCUCGAAUCAAGUCAAUGCAAUCAAAGACAUCUCAUCGGUAGCGUUUAAGAGGCCACAUGAGUUGGGACAGCUUGUAUCUUGGGAACUAGAGAAUCAAGUAUGGGAUUACUGCUUCUAUAACCCAGAAGACUUCAAUGGGUGGUCUUUGGACUCAACUCGAGGGAAACAUCUGGUAACUUCAGAGAGCUGCAUGACUAUACCUGAACUAAGCAAGAAUAUGGACCAAGUUGUUUUCGAAGAAUGCGAAUUCACUAGUAUGUUUAAAGCUCCGGUACCGACUUUCGUCCCUUUCUCUGUCAACGACAAAACGACUAGUGUACUUCAGGCCAAGAGCGAUUCCAGCGGCAGUAACAGCAACAAUCAAAACGAUAUAUUGGAGUGGGCACAAACAGAAGAAGCUCAUGACUACAACAAUUUCCACCUGGUGAUCGAUUCUGGGUUUAACUGUACGUGGAUCGUACCUGUAAUCAAAGGAGUUCCAUAUUACAAGGCAGUGAAAAAACUGGAUAUUGGUGGUCGGUUUUUGAACGGAUUUCUGCGGGAGACACUUUCGUUUCGGCACUAUAAUGUAAUGGACGAAACUAUUUUGGUCGAUAAUAUAAAGGAAAACUGUCUUUUCAUGAGCCCGCAUUCUUAUUUCGAUAGUUUUCAAUCCAAGUCGGAAACAGCCAAGGAAUAUGUUCUCCCGGAUUUCAACACCAGUUUCAAAGGAUAUCUAAGGAAGCCUGGGCAGAAGCUACCUGAAGAUUCGCAAACCAUCGUUUUGGAGGAUGAACUGUUUUCUAUCCCUGAGACUUUUCUACACCCUGAGAUUGCGUCUCUGCUGAGCCCCGGAAUCAUUGAAACGAUACUGGAAAGCGUUUCCAUGCUCCCAGAAGCGCUUCGGCCACUUAUGGUCGGAAACAUCACCGUAACGGGAGGAAACUUCAACAUCCCAAAUUUUGCAUCGCGACUAGCUACAGAACUGCAGCGACAGUGCCCGACCGACUGGUCUUGCCGAGUAUUUGUUCCGCGCGGCAAUAAUGCUACGUUUGGAUGGCAAUGCAUGAAGCAGUUUUCAGGCACUCAAAGUUAUUUAGACUCGCGGGUUACAAGAGACGAGUAUUACGAGCAUGGCGUAGAAUGGUGUACAGCAAAGAGGUUCGGAUACCAGGCUUGGCUGUAG